AUGGUCAAGAACUCCGUGACAGCACCUAGAAAGCACCCGAAGACGAACACCGAGAGCACUGGUGACGUCCUGAACAGUCUCGCAGAUGUUGUCUACAAUUCAACAGUCAUUGAGUAUCUACCCCUCCUGGCCCUGGUCCAAACAGUACGAUGCUUACCCGAUGGAUGA
Colletotrichum lupini is the source of this 168-nucleotide messenger RNA. RefSeq lists its product as uncharacterized. The transcript has 2 exons. Bases 1 to 168 code for a protein of 55 amino acids. Lineage: Eukaryota; Fungi; Ascomycota; Sordariomycetes; Glomerellales; Glomerellaceae. The record is from RefSeq and is a predicted model, not a curated record.